UCUUUAGUUCUUUUGACUUGAGUUGAGAAGUUGUAAGAAGUGGAGAGAAGCGAAAGCGCAUGAAAGCAGACCAAAUAUUGCAAUAAAUUACACGUCACAACGGAGAGGUUCAUAUGUAUGUCAUAUAAAACGUGUGUGGUUGAAAACGGGUAUUUUUUACGCAAUAAGGAAAGUAAUUAUCGAUUCAGUGUUAAAGUGAAACGUUAUAACCUAUAACAAUUCCACUCCAAGAUGGCAGAUUCUUCGAGUGCGAGUAGUGCUAAUCAACCUGAAAGAGGAUUGGCAGCUUUAAAACAGCAUGUUAUCGAGCAUAAAAUUAGUUGUGGAUUAUGGGCAUUGAGACUUCUGGCAAUGCUGUUUACAUUAUUUUAUUUCAUACCUUUAUUCGGUAAUCCGUACAAUAUCUACUACAAAGUGUUAAUUUGUAAUUCUGCAAUCAAUGCUUUACGAUUGCAUCAGCGAAUGCCACCAAUCCAAUUCACAUCAGCUUUCUUUGCGGAGCUGUCUAUGGAAGAUUCUUUCCACUACUUGUUUUACGCAUCGGUAUUUCUUUAUGCCUCACCGAUAGCACUGGUUCUUCUUCCCAUCUUCUUGUUCGCGUUGCUUCAUUUCGCAAGCUACUCUCUAACUUUGCUUGAUUGCUUGGGGCAGAACAGAAUGUGGGCGUGGCGACUUAUGAUCUCGCUGGUGGAGUUCCAGUCAGGAAAUAUCUUGCGUUUUAUUGCAAUGAUCGAGAUCAUUUUACUCCCUAUCUCAAUUUUCCUAGUCUUCUCGGGCCGUGCCGGUUUACUGACGCCGUUUAUCUACUACCACUUUUUGAGUUUACGUCUCAAGUCAAGGAGGAAUCCCUACACGCGCAAUGUUUUUUACGAAAUCCGAAAUGCAAUAAGUGCUGUUGCUGCCAAACCUUCAGUACCUGCCAUCAUCAGACGUCUCUUAACCUACUUUUUGCAGGUCGUUCAAGUCAUGGAGCCUGUGCGCCAACAAUAAAUCCAGAUGAAUUUCUUCGCGCGGAAGAACGAUUAAAGUCAAUCGCGAUCAUAAUUUGAAAGUGCUCCUUGAUCCAGUUUUGGCAAUGCUCGUGAGGAAAUGCACGAUUUUUGUGCGAUGUGCGCCUAAUCUCGGCACACUUGCGAUAACUCUUUUCGCUGAGAUCUCACGUUGUGUGAUACUUGCACAUUUUGAUGAAAGACAUGAAACAUAAGUAAGCUACCAAUAUUUUUCGCCUCGAUUCAUUUGCCUCAUCAAUAACAAAGAUUUCCUAGAUUAGGAUAGAAAUCGAUUCAAAAAUAUUGGUAUCUUUUUAAAUUUAACGUUUGAAGUAAUUAAAAUUACCUUUCUUUGUACGAGACCGACUCUGGCUUUUGGAUUGAGCUACUUUUCGCCUCUGAAGUUGAUCUUAGAGAAUCUCCUGGAGGGUAAAAUAAAUAUCUUCAUAAAGUGCUCAUAAUCAAAUCGACGUGUGAGAAUUAUAAUGGGACAUUUAUCGAAUUGGAGGUAGAUUAGUUUAAUUCUGACACGACGAAAUACCUGAGAAAACUUCUAGAUCAUAACAUUUACCAUUUCUAUUGCCAUAGUUUUAAUUGAAAUUCCUUCGAAAUUGUGCAUUUGUCAUUUUGGUGUCUGUUUUUGACCAAGUUUGGUAUAAAAUUAAAAUAAGACGAUUAUAAUCGAGAGAAAUAUUGGAGCAGGCAGUUUGCUGUUUGGAAAAAAUUUUUCAUUACACUUAGGCGCUUUGGUUUCUUUAAAUGUAGAUAAAAGUUGCUGUUUUAGAACCGCAAAAGUAUUUUUAAUGUCUUAAAGGCAUUUGGGUGGCAGUUGGAAAGCAUGCAUGAUUUUUUGAAUUCUGUAUUAUUUUCAAAUUCUCUUCUAAGCUUAGACAAUACUUUAAAUGUUGUUUCAAUUACAUAUAAUCUAACUCAAUACAAUAUUAAAGGAAAGAUGUUUAAAUUAAAAAUAAAUCAGGGAAUUUUCCUUUAGAUGCUCUAGUAUUUCUAAUACGUAAUUUUCAGGAUUGUAAUCUUUUAUUGAUAAAGUUAAGAAUUCUUUGAUUCAAAUAUACGUAAUGCGUGAAUAUUAAUUCAUGAAUUGAAGUAAUUGAUAAAGUUGAGAGCAUUUUUAAAAUUUUGCAUUUAUAUUAUACCAAGGAAAAAGUGGAUGAAAGUUAAAACUGUUAGUAUACAUGUAAAAUAUUUUGGCUUGCUUGUGGAUUAAUAGAUAAAAAAAAACAUUUUUUUCUAUUAGAAAAACUGGUCUCUAAAUUUGCCAUUUCUGACUGUUAAUUAUGAAAGCAUAAAUACUUGAAAGUUUGAAUUUCAAUGAUUAAUGAGUAUGUUGAGCAUUGUACAAGUCUCUACAAUAUAUAAUUGUAUCUUCAUGUUAAACGUGUAUUCUUCUUUUGUGAAACUGGUUGUUUCUCAGAAUAUCUAAACUAAGCUGUCUGCUCUAAAGUGUCCAUUAUUUGUCGAUCUUUUUUACACUAUAUAGUGCUAAUUAUUACUUGUAAAUGUUUA
Messenger RNA from Belonocnema kinseyi, 2513 nucleotides. RefSeq names its product Krueppel homolog 2 (gene Kr-h2). Bases 232 to 990 code for a protein of 252 amino acids. NCBI's taxonomy places the organism in Eukaryota, Metazoa, Arthropoda, Insecta, Hymenoptera, Cynipidae. The record is from RefSeq and is a predicted model, not a curated record. The transcript is spliced from 6 exons. Gene Ontology annotation, biological process: endoplasmic reticulum tubular network organization; membrane organization. Gene Ontology annotation, cellular component: endoplasmic reticulum; membrane.